AUGCUUGCAAAUAUGAGCAGACGUAUGUUUACAACAUCGAGACUAAUAUUCCAGAAGGAAGUCUCUAGUUUGGAUCCCAAAAAGGUAAACCAUAUGCAAUACCUAUUGAAGUAUUAUGAUCCCGAAACUGUGGAUUCGAUCCUUAAGGCAGAGAGCGCAAUUGAUCCAAAACAUCUUGCGAAGAGGCAACUGAACCCUGUUCAAUUUGCUCCACACUUUAUGACUGAUUUCACAGAGAAGAGUGAUUAUUUUGAUCACAAGGUGCAACAGCCAAACACUUUCACUCAAAUAUCACAGCCAAAUGAGGUAGAUGUUCCAAAAGACCAAAUAUUGGACGUUGAAGGUAAUGCAAAGCGUUCUGAGUUGGGCGAAUUGGCGAAAAAGUUAUCUCUAGCAACUGGAUUUAAUGAAAGAUACAUCAUGGGAUUGAAAGUUAAAACUUUAAUCUUGAAAACAGUUAGAAAUCAAACUUCCAAAGGUAAAAUUAACUCUUUCUAUGCUCUAGUGUGUGCCGGCGAUGGUAAUGGUAUGCUAGGAAUUGGUGAAGGUAAAGAUCCUGAAGAGCCAGGUAACGCUAUUUUAAAAGCUCAUUGGCAAGCAGUUAAAAACUUGGUUAAGGUUCCAAGAUUAGAGGAUAGAACUAUUUUUGGUAAUAUUGAAAACAAAUAUGGUGCAUCUGUUGUCCAUUUAAGAUCUGCACCUCCUGGUUCUGGUCUAAGAUGUAAUCCAAUGGUGUUUGAAUUAGCACAAUGUGCUGGUAUCAAGGAUUUAUCUUCCAAGGUUUAUAGAUCUAGAAACAGAAUGAACGUUGUCAAAUGUACUAUAGAAGCUUUGUUAAAGCAAAAGACCACCGAAGAAAUGGCGUUGGAAAGAGGUAAGAAGGUUGUCGACUUGAGAAAGGUCUAUUACUCUGUCGAAAAAUAG
Messenger RNA from Pichia kudriavzevii, 924 nucleotides. RefSeq lists its product as uncharacterized. NCBI's taxonomy places the organism in Eukaryota, Fungi, Ascomycota, Pichiomycetes, Pichiales, Pichiaceae. Gene Ontology annotation, molecular function: RNA binding; structural constituent of ribosome. Bases 1 to 924 code for a protein of 307 amino acids. The record is from RefSeq and is a predicted model, not a curated record. Gene Ontology annotation, biological process: translation. Gene Ontology annotation, cellular component: ribosome. The transcript has a single exon.